AUGAGACUUGUUUUCUUCUCAGCUUUGCUUGCCCUACCGGGUGCGUCAGCCACUGCUGUCGGUGAUGUAAAAUCCCUUGAGUCUCGCCAGACUGGUUGCUUUUGCAAGAUACUUGCUGGAGACGUCGUUCUUCAAGACGUCGUUCCAGCUGGAACCGGCCGAAUCCAGCGCAACAUGCGCAUCAUCGCUGGAAACAACAAGUACUGCACUGUUGUACUUGAUCGUGGACAAGGCUCUUGUGCUCAGAUUAAGAAGGUCGCAGGACCUUCUGGACCUGGCUGUCCUCAGGUCCGCGGAGAGAUGGAUUGCACCUUUGGGGCCUAG
Colletotrichum truncatum is the source of this 324-nucleotide messenger RNA. RefSeq lists its product as uncharacterized. NCBI's taxonomy places the organism in Eukaryota, Fungi, Ascomycota, Sordariomycetes, Glomerellales, Glomerellaceae. The record is from RefSeq and is a predicted model, not a curated record.